CUGUAAGCAGGUUGGAAAUCGUAUCAGGUGCUGUGUAAUUGCGAGAAAACAUAUUAUUGGCAAAAAUUUUAUUACUACAAUGUCGAUUAAUACAUUAUGCGCUACAUUUCGCAAAAUUACGGUGGGCAGGAUAAAUACUGCUGCUAUUGCUGCUGCAAGGUAUUCGACACAACAAUCCAACUGCGAUACAAAUACAGUUUCCCGUUUAAUGUCUAAUAAUUGCAUGCAGUGCGGUACAGGGUCGAUACACAUAAAAUUUAUACCACGAACACUUAAUAUAGAUUUUAGAAUGCCUACAAGAGGAGAAUUCAUAAGAAAUAUUAUUGAAAUUCCUUCUACCACUUUGAUUCUUCCCUUGCAAGAGCCUACAAACCGUUUACCCAUUCAAUAUGAUUCACCUAUGAUAGAAAAAUCUCUAGAUUUACCUACAAAUGAAAAAGUCAUAGAGAAACAGGCAGUGAAUAUGAUAAGAAUCAGACAUAAGAAGAUGAAGAAACACAAACGAAAGAAGUUCCGCAAGAAGAUGAAAUUUAUAAUGGAAAAGAUAAGACUAAAGAGAAGACAGAAGAAGGAGAAAUUAUUUCAAGCUGAACUAGUUGCGAAAAUUAAGGAAGCAGAAGCGUUUGACGCCAAGGAGUAUGUCAACGAGAGAUUAAGUCUCUUAAAUAAGAAAUUUUUACAAAGAACUUACAGAGGCGAGAUUUUACCUCCUGAGAUGAUUAAACAGUUUAUAGACGAGAAAAUAGCAAAAAAGGAGGCUAAACGUAAUAAACCUCGUUUAACCUUAUAAUAACUUAUGUAUAAGUUAUGACAAUAAAGUUUUAUU
Cyphomyrmex costatus is the source of this 826-nucleotide messenger RNA. Its product is annotated as Pyruvate dehydrogenase E1 beta subunit. The transcript has 2 exons. NCBI's taxonomy places the organism in Eukaryota, Metazoa, Arthropoda, Insecta, Hymenoptera, Formicidae. The record is from RefSeq and is a predicted model, not a curated record. The coding region runs from base 80 to 790 and encodes 236 amino acids.